UAUAUUUAUGACUGGUCGAUGAUGACGGCAAUGGUUGAUGUGUUGGGAGGUUUUUUUUGGGGAAUUUUUUGGGAAGUGAGUGGGGUUGGACUCGAGAUAGCUUUGGGAAGUUGGGCAAUUUCAAUCGAUGGAUUGCCGUCUCGAGAUUGUGAUCUGAUUUUUCGAGAGAUCGAUCGAUUCCCGUCUCGAGAUUGUGAUCUGAUUUUUCGAGAGAUCAAUCGAUUGCCGUCUCGUCGGAAUUUUGGUGAUCUUUGUCGUCCAGCAGCAGCAGUGGCGGCGGCAGCCAUUCUGACUUGA
Messenger RNA from Anisakis simplex (herring worm), 297 nucleotides. The record is from the annotation of a GenBank genome assembly. NCBI's taxonomy places the organism in Eukaryota, Metazoa, Nematoda, Chromadorea, Rhabditida, Anisakidae.